Messenger RNA from Didymella exigua CBS 183.55, 1371 nucleotides. RefSeq names its product kinase-like protein. The transcript is spliced from 2 exons. The coding region runs from base 1 to 1371 and encodes 456 amino acids. The record is from RefSeq and is a predicted model, not a curated record. NCBI's taxonomy places the organism in Eukaryota, Fungi, Ascomycota, Dothideomycetes, Pleosporales, Didymellaceae. Gene Ontology annotation, molecular function: ATP binding; protein serine/threonine kinase activity. Gene Ontology annotation, biological process: peptidyl-threonine phosphorylation; peptidyl-serine phosphorylation.
AUGUUCGCCACCUGCAUUUACGCCGAACUGUCCUUGACUUGCGUCAAGGCAUUAUUUGACCAUGGCCUUAAUGACUACAAAUUUCCAUUCAAAGAGGAAGAUUGUCCUGCACAUGAGGAGAAGGGGAAGUUCAAAUCGAAAUUUCUCCAAAAUCAGAAACUAUUCAACCCUCCAUACUUGCGACUAAACUCGACCCAAAUAUGGAACAACCUCACGGCCAAACCUCUUCAAUUAGACGAGGGAAAACUGCUGGGACGGGGAGCAUUUGGCGAUGUCUACAAGGUUUGGAUACACCCAGACCAGCGAUCCUUCUCGAGUGGCGCCGAUACAAAUGGCAUGUUCGCAAUGAAGGUUACAAAGCACGCAGGGACUCUUGAGGUGUCUUUCCACCGAGAAAUGGAAAACCUGGCCCACCAUCAUCUGCUGAAGUGCCUCGCUAGCUUCACUUUCAGUGCACAGUACAACAUGAUCUACGAGAAAGCAGACUGCGAUGUCGAGAAGUUCAUGGAGGAUCAUAGCGAUCCUCGCGAUCUCGACGACAUGCAACCCGAGGACCUAGCGCAACAAUUAUUUGGUCUAGCUGAUGCGCUCUCUCUCAUUCACAAUCGGGGUCAGAGUGAUCCUGGAAAGAAAUCUGGCCUGCUCACUCCUGAAGGGAGUAAGCAGAAGACCGGCUUCAUCCAUGACAUCAAACCUGAGAACAUCCUCAUGUUCAUCUACAAUCAAGGCGGCAAAAAAACCUACUGGUUUAGAUUGUCGGACUUCUCGUGCGCCAAGGUGGUUGACGUUCUUACUUCCGUCAGUGGUAAGAACAAAUACAGCUAUCAGACAGUAAGUAAGUCAGGCACACCCAACUACCGAGCGCCUGAGGCCACUGGAACGGGAAAGACGUCUCGCCCAUAUGAUCUCUGGUCCCUUGGUUGUGUCUUCCUGGAGCUACUGGUGUGGUAUCUUGACGGUUACACGGCCUUGAGAGAGUUUCGUGACAAACGUGAGUGCCGAGUCACUCCUGGCGGUCGCGAAGACGAAGGGUUCUACUACAAGGCAAAGGAGAGCGAUAAGUUCAAGCUCCGAGACCUGGUCAUGGAGAAGAUCGAGAGAGUAUCGAACCACUGUGAAGGAGCACUUCAAGAUGUUGCAAAGCUCAUCCCAAAGCUACUUGAGAUUGAUCCGAAAUGCCGACUUACGGCCGAACAAUUGGUCACGAAGUUGGAACACAUUGACACUGGUUUACGGCCACCGGAGGAGAUCGCCUCUGGGCAGCACCACGUAGACAGUACCAGCCGUCUGUCAGCUCCUUUGGAAUUGUCUGAUACCGAUUCGGACUCCAGCUUCGGCGGCAUGGUGAGAAUCCAACAUCCUACAGAGUGA